AUGGAUUUCUCAUCUCAAAACAUAGACUCCCUUAUAACACAAACAGCUGCUCUAACAUGGGAGGACCCUUCCUCUCAGCUAGAAACUCUCCCCUCUGAACUUGUUAAUGAUGAACUUCUACCUUUGGUAGGACAAGUCAUUUCCCAAAAAACUCAAAACAAUCAAUCUGUUAAUGCAGCCCUGACCAAAGCCUGGUUCUUUGCCAUUCCUUUCUCGUUUGCUGUCCUUGGCCCAAACACAUAUCUGUUCAAAUUUUCUGAGAAGGACCACAUUUCCAGAAUUCGCAAUCAAGUCUGGAAUGUUAAUGGGUUCUUGUUAGCUUUACAAACUUGGUCCCCCACAGCUACUCUAGGUGAACUCUCCUUAAAAGAAGUUCCUUUCUGGAUCCAAGUUCAUGGUCUCCCUCUACACAACUUGUCUAUCAAAAAUGCCAUUGCUAUUGGGAAAGGACUGGGUCACCUUGUGAAAGUUGAAGAUGCUAGUGGAGUUGAUACCCCUUUUCGCAGCUAUCUAAGGCUUCUUGUUGAUGUGGAUAUAAGUAAGCCUCUAAAUCCAGGGUUUCUCUUCACCAGGAAUGAUGGAACUUCCACCUGGAUCAGUCUGAAAUACGAAAGAUUGGAUGUCUAUUGCACCGAAUGUGGAAAGAUUGGCCAUAAACAUUUCUCAUGCCUAUCCCCUCAAGCUGCCAGAGUUCCUUCCAGGCCCACCAAUAUCCUCUCAUAUGACCCAGCUCAAACUGCCCAACUCAAGCCCAUUUCUUCUGAAUAUUUAAACACAAUCCACUCACCAGACCCAGCUAAAACUUCUCAACACAAGCCCAUUUCUCCUGACAAUUUAAACACAACGGCUUCUAUCAAUAUCCCCUUUUCCUCUUCUGUUCCCACCAAAUCCAGCCACACUUCAACCCAAUACAGUAGGAAAUCUCCCUACAAUAUUCGUCCCCCCAAAAAACCCACCUUACCAUCUCUAGAGAAUUCUCAUACUCCCCCUCACUCUCCCCCAUCAAGCCCUCUUUCUUCUCCCACUCAUCAGAUCAAUAAGAAAAGAACUAGACUGUCAGAUUUAGCCUUUCCCUCAAAAAAACGUCCUGGUGCUUCCACUACUAAUGUUGAACAUCCUAACCAACCCCAUUCUCAAUCCCCUGUUUUCACCCCAGGUUCUUCUGAAAAGCUCCCAGCUCGAUCUAUUUUUAGAGCUGCUAGAAAAGGGAAAAACAAACUUGUUUCAGUAGUUGUGGCUGCUGAAGUUGACUCUGUGAAAAAGGGGGGCUUUGUUAAGCCUCCCCAGCACCAAUGA
This is a messenger RNA of Corylus avellana, 1296 nucleotides long. The record is from RefSeq and is a predicted model, not a curated record. Lineage: Eukaryota; Viridiplantae; Streptophyta; Magnoliopsida; Fagales; Betulaceae.